Molecule: messenger RNA, 1098 nt
Organism: Guillardia theta CCMP2712
Lineage: Eukaryota; Cryptophyceae; Pyrenomonadales; Geminigeraceae
Exons: 8
Coding region: 1-978 (325 amino acids)
Biological process (GO): ceramide biosynthetic process
Cellular component (GO): membrane
Molecular function (GO): sphingosine N-acyltransferase activity
Source: RefSeq, a predicted model, not a curated record
AUGCCUGCGCUCAAAAGAGGCGAAUAUGUCGAUGUGUACAACGACGCGCUGUUUAUUGUCGGUGGCACCAUAGCAUUUCUCCUGGCAAUUCUCUCCCUUUCCUUGAAGAUGGAUAUAACGAGGUACAUCCUGAUUAAUCUCUUCUUCCGCCCCCUUGCCAUUGCGGUGAUGGACAAGAACAGCUCCAAGAAGGAGCUCGCAAAGUUCACCAAGUAUGCAUGGCACCUGCUGACGUACAUCUGCCUGUGGAUCUGGGGCUUCGCGGUCGCUUGCAUGCCCAUCUCUGCAUCCUGCCUAACGCCUGGACAGAUCAUGAUGGAAUCAGACUGGUCUUUCUUCAGGACGUGGGACAUCGACCUGAUCUGGAAGGGAUACCCCCAUCCUGCUCCAGAGAAGCUGAUGUGCAAGUACUUUAUGAUGACCCAGGUCUCGUGGUAUAUUCAUGGGUUCUUCGAGAGCCUCAUCGUAGACGCCGGGCGCUCAGACUUCAUCCUGAUGGUAAUCCAUCACGUCCUCGCGUCGGUGCUCCUCUGCGGGGCCUUUUGGGGGAAUGCGCACCGAGUCGCCGUCACGGUCUGCGUCGAGCAGGACAUCUCGGACAUCUUCCUCUACUUCAGCAAGAUGAUCCAGAAGUCUGCCAGAAUACCUGCGCUCCAGAACACAUACCUCCACGGCUUCCUCAUAUGGCAACUCCUCGUAGUGUGGUGGUGCACCCGCGUCGGAUUCUUGGGCCUUAUGGUCCUCCGCUGCCUACAGAUCAUCGGGCCGCUCGGCCUCAUCACACCGUUCGGCAAGGACAUGGAUCUGCUCUCCAUGUACCUCAUCGUGUCCCUCGGCUUCUUCUGGGUCAUGCAGUUGUUCUGGGGUCUUGGGCUCGUCAAGAUGUGCUACACCCAGUUCAGCGCCGGGGUCAUCCAUGACAUCUUCCACGACCAGAAGCACCCGCACAAGGGCGGCGAUAAGCGCAAGGGGAACUGAGUUGCUGACUCCCCUCGCCGUCGUCAUUAGACAGCAAAUCCCAGGUUUGUCUUGUAGUUUUUUAGCAAUAACAGGUAGACGCGUCAUGUCGAAAUAGAAUACACAAGUCCUGCAGGCUCU